Labeo rohita (rohu) is the source of this 3370-nucleotide messenger RNA. RefSeq names its product caveolae associated protein 1b (gene cavin1b). Gene Ontology annotation, biological process: termination of RNA polymerase I transcription; transcription initiation at RNA polymerase I promoter. Bases 296 to 1663 code for a protein of 455 amino acids. Gene Ontology annotation, cellular component: caveola; cytoplasm. The transcript has 2 exons. Gene Ontology annotation, molecular function: rRNA primary transcript binding. Lineage: Eukaryota; Metazoa; Chordata; Actinopteri; Cypriniformes; Cyprinidae. The record is from RefSeq and is a predicted model, not a curated record.
UCUGGAGGGUUUCACAGGAAAGUGUGGCAUUCACGACCCAGCGCUCAUGCAGUACAGACCGUCCACAGCCUGCUUGCCAGCCUCUGCUGCUCUGGCCAGAUCCCAAACACACUCAAAGAGAGAGAGAGAGAGAGGAGAGCAGAUGUGGUGAGUGUGACAGAGGAGGGAACAGUUAGGUGAACUCUAAAGGGGAAUCCUGAGAGCAUAAAGAAAGGCGAGUAAGGACACAGAACUUUCCACUGCUUGUAUCCUUUCACAUUCCACGCUAUUUUAACAAAUACUCAAGCUUUUAACCAUGGAAGUGAUUGAAGACAGCCAUCUACACCUGGAGGUGCCUGACCUGCACAAAUCCCUUACUGAGAUCUCAGAAGAUGAAAUCAACCUCCCAGCCUCAGAUGAUGAAGAUGAGACCAUCGCUGAGAACAAAGCAAAAACUGCUGAAGAGAAAGAAGAAGCUGGUGAGGGAGACAAAGGUGAGAUGAAUGGAGUCAUGGUCCUGGCGCUGCUGGACAAAAUCAUCGGGGCCGUGGACCAGAUCCAGCAGACGCAGGCCGGGCUGGAAGCCCGUCAACGGGAGAUGGAGAGAUCAGUAACGGGCAUCCAGGGCGAACUCACCAAACUGUCCAAGAGCCACACCACCACAGCCAACUCGGUCAAUAAGAUGCUGGAGAAGGUGCGCAAAGUCAGUGUGAAUGUGAAGACGGUGCGGGGGAACCUGGAGAAACAGGCCGGGCAGAUCAAACGCCUGGAGAGCAACGAGAACGAACUUCUGAAGAGAAGAAACUUCAAAGUCAUGAUCUACCAGGAUGAAGUGAAAAUACCUUCGAAAGUCAGUGUGGCCAAGUCUAUGAAGUUUCCAGAGCCUGUGGAAGGAGAAGCUGAAGGUGAACCCAAAGUGGCUGCAGAGGAAAGAGGAGAGGACAAAGAGAAAGUCCAUCUGGACCUGUCCUCUGAUGAAGAGGAGGUUGAGCUCGAGGAGGCCAUUGAGGAGUCUCGAGCAGAGCGCAUCAAACGAAGCAGCCUGCAACGCGUCCAGAACAUCAAAACCGUUUUCUCCAAGGAAAAAAUGGAGAAAACCAAGCAAAAGACCAAGGAGAAUUUGGAGAAGACCAAGCAGAAGACCAAAGAGAACUUGGAGAAAACUCGCAUGAAGACCAAAGAGAACUUGGAAAAAACCAGGCAGAAGACCAAGGAGAAUCUUGAGAAGACCAAACAGAAGACCCGAGAGAACCUGGAGAAAACACGUCACAACAUAGAGAAAAAGAUGGGCAAGCUCGGCAAUCGGAUGUCUGUGAAUCCCGAGCGCAAGGAGAAGAUCAAGUCCUCGCAGAAGAAGAUGGUGAAGUCUUUCACUCCUGACCACACCAUCUAUGCCCGCUCCAAAACGGCUGUCUACAAGGUUCCACCGUUCACCUUCCAUGUGAAGAAAAUCCGUGAAGGAGAAGUGGAGAUCCAGGGAACCGAGAUGGUGGAAGUCGGCGGGGACGCAGACGAGGUGGAGAAUGCAGUGAUGGAGGGAAGAGAAGAUGAGGAGAUGGAGAUGGAAGGUGGCGAGAUGCUGGAGGAAGACGACGAGACAGAAGACAGCCCUGAGAUGAGAGCGCUACUGGAGAGGGGAGAAGAGCUGGUGUUGGUGGAAGACCAUGACAGAGAUAGCGAUUAGUGUUUGUGUGUGUGUUUGGGUGCUUACACAUUAGAGAAGCUUGUAACAGAAUGUUUGAAUGGUAGGACAGUUUAGAAGGCUCAGUUAGAUAUCAAAUUUGAUUUCUGAAAGCUCAUCUCACUGAGAUGUUUUGGUUGCUUAACAAAGCAUCAGUUUCACCAAACCCUGAUUGUUUUUUUCUGCAUCCUUGCGGAGCACCAUAACCAUUAAAGUAUUUGCAGUGUUCUCCGAUAUAGCAUAAACUCUAGUGUGUAGGCGCCCUGAGCAUGUGUGCUGUACUGCUAGUCCAGAUAUUGGAUUCUGCAGGAGAAUGUGAGUGUGUCUGUUUGCAUGUGUGUAUUUGCAUCUUUUCUAGCAGCAGAAUGUUUCAAAUAUAAGGUGACUCCAUUCACCUAACAUAUGUGUGAGUGAGAUUUACUGUACUGGUCCAAGUAAACUAGUUCCUUGAGUUCAUUUUGUGGCAUCCAAUAAGAUGCAACAUGGUAUCUGGGAACAUUUUUGUGCUAGAUGGACAGGAUGAACAGAAAAUUGCGACUGAAACAGAUAACAGACAGAUGGUUUGAUCAAACGAACAAAAGACUUCAUAGUUAUUUUGUUCUAGAAGAUUAUUUGGUCGCACUUUAUAAUAGGUGGCCUUAACUACUUUGUACUAACAUUAAAUUACUACUGUGUAACCACAUUCCCACAUUUACUGCUCAUGAGUUUGAGGUGUGAGUUAAAGGGUUGGGUUACGGUUAACAGUGUACAAAUGAAAUGAUAAAUAUAUUGUAUCAAAUAAUUAAGUAGGCUACAUAGUAGUGAAAGCCAUUUAAUGUAAAGUGAGACCAAUUAUUUUCCUUCUUGUUCUAGUCUCAUAUGUAGAGCUAUAGACUGUUCUUCACCUUUCAUAUAAGGUGGAGGAACAAACCAUGAUAAGAAAACCUGAAGUAUUGCUUCUAAGUGCUUAUUUUUAUAUAUAUCUUUUAUAUAUCUUAGAGUUUAAUGAAUAAUGUUACAGUACAUUUCCUUACAACAAGCUGUCAUACUGUCAUACAACACUGAUUUUUUUUUGUUUUGGUCUCAAAUUACACAAAUAGUAAAUAGUAUGAAAAGAAGAUUAUGAAACCACAUCAAAAAUGAUUAUGUGAAUAUAUGUUUUUGUCCUUUUGCAUGAGGUUUACUGGAAACUAUCGAGACGCUAAAAGGAGUAUAAAUAUCUAUAAAAUGAUUGUGGUUUCAGAAUGGCGCUGCAGGCUUGCUCAACAAAGACACCAGUGCUCUUUACCCAAUUACAACUACUGUUUGUGUAACAUUUGCACGUCCCCUGGUGGACAUGUGUGGUAAUGUUGUAACGGGCCAAUGAGCGAUGAACCCUUGCCUCAUUUAUUGAUUUAAAAGCACAAAGGUUAUAAUAAGCCAAAUUGGCAUGAGCUGCAAAAAGCUACAGCUUAAUGUCAUCUGCACCUCUGAUCUUAAAUUAAACACAUAUUUGAAUAAAUCACUGCUAUUCCUUAGAGCACAAUCACUUCUGAGAUGUGUAAACUUAAUUUCCUCAAUGUUCAGAUAGUAUUGUUUCAGCAAUUGCAUAAUCUUACAAAACGUUUACGCUUUAAUCAUCUUUUUUUUUUGUUUUAUUUUUGCUUGUGUAGCUGAUGAUGCAUAUGAAUACUCUCUUGUAAUGUCACACGUCUUAACCACUAAUGUGUUAAUAAAAGCAAUCAUGCUUCA